This is a messenger RNA of Brachypodium distachyon (stiff brome), 1365 nucleotides long. Its product is annotated as AUGMIN subunit 1. The record is from RefSeq and is a predicted model, not a curated record. The transcript has 5 exons. Gene Ontology annotation, biological process: spindle assembly. Gene Ontology annotation, cellular component: cytosol; HAUS complex. Lineage: Eukaryota; Viridiplantae; Streptophyta; Magnoliopsida; Poales; Poaceae. Bases 88 to 1020 code for a protein of 310 amino acids.
CAUUUAUUUUCAGAAACAUUCAAACACACAGGCCUCUCCUUCUCGGCUUCUCGCCGGCCACCCACCACCCCCCUACCAGCCAAAGCCAUGGAUCACGCCGCGGAGCACCUCGACACCGCCGCCCCGGCGUCUGCGCCCGCAUCCGUCGCCGAGGUCAACGCGUGGCUUGCCUCUCUGGCAACGGAGGGCGGCGGAGUGGGAGGGCGCGGCGGCGGCGGUAGUGCGGCGGCCUCGGAGCUGUCUCUGGGGCCCGACCCCACGCCGCGCGGGGUGUCCUACCUCCGCGCGCUCGCGGCGGCGUCGCAGGCGCGGUCCCGCGCCGCCGGAAUCGCGGCCUCGGGGUUGCGCGCGCAGGCUGCGGAGUACCGCGCUGAGGCGGCCCGCCUGCGCGAGGCGCUGGAGCGGGCCGGCCUUGCGCGGGACGCGCUCCCUUCGCCUGCUGCCUCGGCCGCGCGCGCCGUCGCCGCUGUCGCGAACCUCCUUGCCAUCCGCGACACCGAGAUGAGCAGUUUUGUGGUGGCCAGUGCUGAUUUGUGGCUGAGGAGAGCUGAGGUAGAGGAGAAGAGGGACAGAGUUUAUAAAGAGUCAAAGGCACUUCUUGAUUACACGAGAAAGGCCAUCACCAAGCUUACUGAGCUCAAGAAAAUGCUGGAAAAAUUUAAAAAUGAUGUUGAGAAGCAACAAGUGGAGCAAAUGACGGACUGGCAGACAAAGCUGGUUAUGAUGGACUCGAAGGAACGCCAAUAUAUCCUCCAAGUCUCAAAUUACAAGGCAAUGCUUAACCGAGUGGGAUAUACACCAGAGAUUAAUCAUGGUGUGCUAAUGGAAAUGGCUGAACAUAAGAAGGAUCUCGAGAGGAAGACUAAACCCAUUGCAGAUACAUUACGAAGCUACCAGGAUUUGCCUCCAGAUAAAGCUUUAGCUGCGCUAGCUAUAGAGGACAAAAAGAGGCAGUACGCAGCUGCAGAGAAGUACCUUGAAGACGUGUUGCAAUCUGCUUUAACGACGCCUGGUCUAUGAUGCGCUUAAUUACAUGCAUAGUUCUAUUUGGUGUGUCUGAUCGUUCGGGUGUCAUGUCCUUCUAAGUUGUGAAUUGGUUCUGUAUUUUGGUAAAAUCCGCUUGCUACUGUUUUCCUAACUAUGGCAAAUUUUGCCAUAGAAAUGUUUACGUCGCAGCAAGACAACUAAGAUGCUUUCUCAGGACAGCUUACCAUGUUGCCUUCUUGUUUGUAUAAACACAUGAAUUUGGAUGGACAUGAUGAUCAAUGGAACUAGAUGAUAUAUGAUCAUGGAUUAGCUGAAAUGUGGUAGUCUGAUGGAUACACCUGUAUCUUUAUGACAUGGUAUGCAUGGCCUUUCAUGUUU